AUGAUGGCAGAAAAUCGACGAAAAAAUCUGGAUGAGAAGAAUGCGCUGAUUUCAUUGCAAUGUUACUGGAGUAUUCAUAUAUUUAAUAAAAAAAAAAGAAGUCAAAAUAGACGAAUGAUCUUAUCAAAUUUUGUAUAUAAUUUCCUUUUCUUCUCCAUUGUAUAUUCAAUUCCAAUACCACCGACAAUCAUCACCGAACCUGAUUCUGAAAUUGUUUUUGACUCACGUUUGAAUCUCGAAUUACCUUGUCUUGCUCAAGGUGAUCCAACGCCAAGUUAUACCUGGACUAAAAAUGGACAGGUGUAUAAUCUCAAUACUCAAAAUAAUCGUGUGAUGAUGACUGCUGAUUCAGGAACUUUGAUUUUCACUCAACCGGAAAGUCUUGAUCAAGGAUGGUAUCAGUGCAACGCAACAAAUGAUUGGGGUACAAAUCGAUUGAAUAGAAGUCUUCAGAAGAUCGUUAUAUUGAUUGCUUUAGGUACGGCGAUAUCACGUAAAGUUUAUGUACUUCAGGCAGAACUGGGUGAAUUUUCGACAUAUGACAAACCUCAAGAGAUUUCUGUACGCCGUGGUGAUUCAUUGAGAAUUCCGUGCAAAUCACCGAUCGCUACGCCUGAUCCAGAUAUUUAUUGGACAGAUAGUACCAACGCGGGUGAUCAAUUGGGUUUUCGUGUGACGAAUCCACGUAUUCAACAAGAUUAUCAUGGAAACCUCUAUUUUCUCAACGUGAAAGAUGAAGAUGAGCGAAAACAGUUUGUGUGCAAUGUUUUAUCACGCCAAUUGAAUCUCAUUCGUCGCGGUUCGACUACUCAAUUGAAAAUUAUAAAAUCCGAACCAAUCGAACGGAAACCAUUGAGGUUAUGGGCCUCGAACGCAACUCAAACCGCUCUCAAAGGUCAGACAUUAUCUUUAAAAUGUAUUUUCGGUGGUUUGCCAACACCGCAUGUCAGCUGGAGAAAAACUCAUGGUUCCAUUCCUGAGAAACGCUCAACACUAAAUCUCGAAAAACAAGAACUAAUCAUAACAGAUCUUCAAUACGAAGACGCUGGUGUCUACGAAUGUCGUGGACACAACGAAUUUGGUUAUGAUGUCUUCAGUAUUAAUGUUCAAGUCGAUUCUGCUCCGUAUUGGAUUGGAAAACCGAAAGAUAUCAACAUUGCUGAAGGCGAAACUGUCGAUGUGAUUUGCAAUGCCGAAUCUCGACCAAGUCAACAAGAAAUUCAAUGGUUGAGGAACGGCAUUCCCAUCGAGGAUAGACGUGUACCGUAUAAUCCAUCUCGUCGUCUUCGGAAAAACCGCUUGACAAUACAAAAUGUAACAAAACUUGAUACAGCUGUUUAUCAAUGUAAUAUAUCGAAUAUACAUGGUUUUGUUUAUACAAAUUUCUUCGUAAAUGUUAUGUCACAAAAGCCAGAAAUUCAGCGUGGACCGGAAGCACUCUACCGUGUUGUUGAAGGGAAAAAUGUCGUUUUACCUUGUGAAUCAUUUGGCAUACCUAUGCCUAAGGUCUAUUGGAAAAAACGUGAUCGGAUUAUAACUGGUGGAAAGUAUUCGUUAUCGAAAGAUGGAAAUUUGACCAUCCGAGGAGUAUCAGCAUCGGAUAAUGGAGUUUAUACUUGCAACGCAACGAAUAAAUUCGGUUUUGCUACACGGAAUACAACAUUGAAUGUGAAACAGAAAACGCGUAUCAAAACUCGACCGAAUAAUCUCGAAGUUCGUCGAGGUGCCAAUGCAAUUUUUCAAUGCUCGGCUAGUGCUGAUCAAACGCUAGGCUUAACUGUCGAUUGGUAUAAAGAUGGUGAACUGUUGACUUAUACUGGUCGAUUUAUCAAGGAUACGAUCGAUCCAAAUCAAUUAAAGAUUGUUGAUGUGCAAUUCGACGAUGCAGGUUCAUAUGUAUGUCGUGCAAGUACAGAUAUCGACUUUGACGAAGCAACUGCCACACUGGUUGUGCAAGAUCGACCAAACAAACCGACGAUAACAAAAAUUAUGUGUAAUGGAACGUCGGAUCAGCCAUUUGCUAUUGUUCAAUGGGCAGGAACAGGUGAUAAUAACGCUCGAAUCUUGUACUAUGAAUUGCAAUACAAUACAUCAUUUCAAGUCAAUGAUUGGACUUCUGUACCCAUUGAGCAGAAACGAAAAUCUUUCAAUGAAAUCAAAUCGCAAGAUGGUUCGAAUACGUUAGAACCCAAAACGACCAUUUUUAAAACGACACACUUGCCUGCAAAUCAAAAUGAUCUACGUGUCGCAUUGGCAUGUUGGACCAACUAUACAUUUCGUAUCAUAGCCUACAAUCGUAUUGGCGCAAGCGAUCCAAGUCCGAUAUCGGAAUCAAUGUGUUCAACCAAAGCAUGUCGACCGAAAACCAAUCCAGCACAAGUGAAGGCAUCUGCUACGCAAUCAUCACCUCUAUUAAUCGAAUGGGAGAGUAUGCCAGCCAUUCAGUGGGGUGCACCAAAAUUUUGGUAUGAAGUUGGCUGGCGGCAAGCCCCCGUGGGUACAAAACCAGGACCAUUUAUUACCCAACAUGUUAGUCCGCCGCAACGACAAUUCUCAGUUCCAAGCUCAGUUAUGAACAUGCGAUAUGAAUAUUAUGUGAAAGCUGUUAAUCAACAGCCAGGAGAAUCCAAUAGUACAUAUGCCACUGACAAUCCAAAAACUAACAUCGCAUUCGCUGGCGAUUCAGCUCCAACAUAUGUUCCACGCAAUUUUCGUGUAUUACAUAUGCUCGAUAGUACUACAGUGCAGUUUGCGUGGGAUCCGCCUCUACCUUCCGAUGAAACCGAUAUUCGCGGUGUCAUUAAAGGAUAUCAGAUUGAAGUCUUUCGACUUGAUGAUCCGGAAAGUACACGCCGUGUAGAAUCAAAUAUACCAGCCAAUCAAACUAUGGCAACUGUAUUUAAUGCGCCACCAAAUGCAGACGUGGGUGCACAUAUUUGUAUUGAAACUGAAAGAUACUUUGGACCGACAAGUCCUGUCAUACAAUUUCCAACUAGAGAAGGUCGUCCAGGACCUGUAACUAAUUUACGUGGUGUACCCUAUACUAAUAAUGGUAUAUUUUUGCUUUGGGAUCCACCAGACGAUACUAAUGGUAUUAUUAUCGGUUAUCAAAUUGAUUACAAAGCAAUCGAUAGCAUUGCUUCUCAACCUGAUCUUGAUCAACCUUCGAUCUUACUUCGUGAUGAUACUCGUCGAAGUUAUCUUCUUGGUAGCCUUAAGCCAGAUACAAAAUAUCGUGUUCAAGUUCGCGCACGCACUUCAGUCGGCCUAUCAACUAGUCCAGCUAUCAUCGAACUAACAACAAACCAAAGUCUUGUUCCAUCGAAGCCAACGUUUACUGUUACUUAUCGCGGAACAACAUUUUUCAAUAUCUCAUUCGAUCCGACCAUUAUGGCCGUACCCGGUAGCCUUUAUUAUGUACAAUUCAAGGAAAACGAUAAAGAAGGUCUCGCUUUGUUCAAGAAAUCAUAUGCUGUAUCGAAUGAACGUAAUAUUCUGGUCAAUUCCCUCGAACCGGGAAAAACUUACACGGCAAUCUUAGUAGCUGGCGACGGCAUCGAAGGUGAAACGAAAAGUGAUCCGCAAAUGGUUACAACGUUAAGCAAGGGUAUGUGUUAUUCUUUGUAUUUUACCGAAUGA
Adineta ricciae is the source of this 3639-nucleotide messenger RNA. NCBI's taxonomy places the organism in Eukaryota, Metazoa, Rotifera, Eurotatoria, Adinetida, Adinetidae. The record is from the annotation of a GenBank genome assembly.